Molecule: messenger RNA, 1830 nt
Organism: Cutaneotrichosporon cavernicola
Lineage: Eukaryota; Fungi; Basidiomycota; Tremellomycetes; Trichosporonales; Trichosporonaceae
Gene: CDC7
Exons: 3
Coding region: 1-1830 (609 amino acids)
Biological process (GO): protein phosphorylation; mitotic DNA damage checkpoint signaling
Cellular component (GO): nucleus
Molecular function (GO): ATP binding; protein serine/threonine kinase activity
Source: RefSeq, a predicted model, not a curated record
AUGGAUCCCGGGAGUGUGGCUACAGAACCGUACAUCGAGGAGGACACGAUCAAGGAGCCGCCAGAAGAAGACGUCGACAUGAACUUCUGGCUCGAGAGCGCCGAGGAAGGCGACAAACCGACAGAAGCUGGGUCAUCCUGCCGGAUAUCACAACCUCCAUCCGGUGAGGGGACGACACCAGAUAUGCCAAUGGCGUCCAGCGAAGAAGAAUACGACGACGACCCUGAGAGCUACCACUCGGGCGACUCUGACGACUACGAGAUGGACCACCGUCCGUGGCUCGAGCGGACAGCAGUCAAGCGAGACAUUCAAGACAUAUACACGGUCAAGGGAUUAUUCAACCCCACUCUCGGACAGUACCGCUACCGCGUUGUCGACCGGCUGGGCGAGGGCACGUUCUCCUCGGUGUAUCUUGCGCACGACAGCCUGCACAACAUGCACGACAACCAAUACUGGACCGGCAAUGAGAACACAGAGGACGUACGUGAACUGUACGAGGAAGCUGGACACCAAGUUGCGCUCAAGAAGAUCCUCGUAACGAGCUCGCCGGCCCGCGUCGAGAACGAGUUAUCGAUCCUUGAGAACCUGCGCGGAUGCCGGAACGUUUCGCCGCUAGUGACGGCGUUUCGCGACGAGGAUCAGGUCGUCAUCGUCCUUCCGUUCCACGCUUGCGACGACUUCCGCUACUUCUACCGCCUGAUGGAUCCGCCAAAGAUCCGCGAAUACAUGACGUGCUUGCUACGAGCUCUCAAGGACAUCCACGGCCGCGGCAUCAUCCACCGCGACGUCAAGCCCGCUAACUUUCUGUUCGAUUACGACAGUGGGCACGGCGUGCUCGUCGACUUUGGCCUCGCAGAGCGCUAUCAACCUCCAAGAAAGGCGACGUGUCAGCACGAGCCUGCUACCAGAGCCAAUCUCCACGGUCAACGAUGCAAGACGGCCGACACAGCUGUCAUCGAGCAGGCAGUGUACGAUGCGCGCAAGCGCUCCAAGGCGGGCGAAGGCAAGGUCGGCUUCAGACAGGAGGAUUCACGACCGGCAGUCAAGACGAACCGCGCCGGCACGCGUGGAUUCCGCGCGCCCGAGGUGCUGCUCAAGUGUCCCGACCAGACCGUUGCGAUAGAUGUGUGGUCAGCAGGCGUCAUCCUCCUGUCAAUCCUUUCGCACAAGUUUCCUGUUUUCAACUCCAGCGACGACGUUGAGGCUCUAAUGGAGAUCGCGGGGCUGUUCGGCCGCAGCGCGAUGCAGCGCUGUUCGAUGCUUCACAACCGCACAUUCAUUUCGAAUGUGCCGACGCUCGACGAUCCACCAGAGUCCCUCGCGUCUCUUAUCCUCCGACUCAAUCCGCACCUGUACACUCCGCACCAGCCGCACCCAACACAGGAGGAAGCUCUGGAUCACAUCCUCGCGAUCGACGCCGCUCUCGACCUGUGCUCCAAGUUGCUGCACACAGAUAGCACGAAGCGCCUCACGGCGGCACAGGCGCUCCGCCACCGCUUCCUGGCCGACCAAGCAGACGACGGGCCGGACGAGCUCCUCGAUCCCACCGAGGGCAAGUGCGGCCUCCUCCACCAGUGGGUGGACGGACAGCACCAAGCACGCUUUGGCGACAUGUGGGAGGACAUGCGGUUCGGGCAGGGCUUCCCGUGCAGUCGCGACAUGUUGUGUCCCGAGCACGACCAUUGGCAGCAGCGCUCUGGCGUGAACCCGCUCGGUGCGGCGUGGGGCGCGACGCUCAACGAGGAGUACUACCGCCACGCAGGAUUCCAUGUGGACGAGGAGUUUGAGGGGUGGGACGACAUGGGCGCGAGAGACGGUCGCCGGACCUAG